GUCCCUUCCUGUGUCCACUCACCCCACCCCACCCCACUCCACAGCCCCUGUACUCCCAGACAAGAUGGCUCAGGAAGAGGCGCUGGCCCGGGUCGGGGCAUCCCACGGCAUUAAGGACCUAGCAGGCAAACUCCACUUCUAUGACUGCUGGGCCCCAGACUACGACCAGGACUUGGCUGCCCUGCACUACCGCGCCCCCCGCCUCGCUGUGGACUGCCUCACCCAGGCCGUCUGGGAUCUGCCCCACAGCGCCCUCAUCCUAGAUGUGGCCUGUGGUACCGGCCUGGUGGCUGUGGAGCUGCAGGCUCGGGGAUUCCUCCGGCUGCACGGAGUGGAUGGGAGCCCCAGAAUGCUGCAGCAGGCCCAGGCCCGAGGCCUCUACCAGCAACUUCAGCUCUGCACCCUAGGCCAGGAGCCUCUGCCCAGCCCAGCAGGGACCUUCGAUGCUGUGCUGGUGGUGGGCGCCCUCAGCGAGGGCCAGGUGCCCUGCAGUGCCAUCCCAGAGCUCCUACGCGUCACCAAGCCAGGUGGGCUGGUGUGUCUGACCACCAGGACCAAUCCAUCCAACCUCAAGUACAAGGCAGCUCUGGAGGCCACCCUGGACAGGUUAGAGCAGGCCGGGGCGUGGACGUGCCUGGUGGCCCAGCCUGUGGACCGCUGGGAGCUGGCCACCUCUGAGUCGGAGCUUGUGCUUGGGGCCUCUGCUCAGGAUGGCUUCAUCUCUGGCAUCAUCUAUCUGUACCGAAAGCAGCAGGAGACCACCCAGGGUUGAGAGAGAGAGAGAGGCCUGGUCCCCAGCCCUCCCCCAUCCUCGCGACUGUCCCCUGACCUUAUAGGUGGCCCUGGCCAGGCCCACCCCACUGCCUCGCCUGUGACCCAGGGCUGCUGGGCCCACUCCACCACCCCACACAGGAGUGCUCUGCCUGUCCUAUGAGCUCUCCAGAGGGGUGAGAGGAUUUCCAGAACAUUCAUUCUGGGGGUUCAGGAUGCUGCAGGUUGGGGAAAAAGGUGGCAUUGCAAUGCAGCAGGUUAAGCUACUGCUGGAGAUGCUGGCGUCC
Messenger RNA from Ochotona princeps (American pika), 1058 nucleotides. It is a transcript of the gene METTL27, whose product is annotated as methyltransferase like 27. The transcript has 5 exons. The record is from RefSeq and is a predicted model, not a curated record. NCBI's taxonomy places the organism in Eukaryota, Metazoa, Chordata, Mammalia, Lagomorpha, Ochotonidae. Bases 65 to 772 code for a protein of 235 amino acids.